Molecule: messenger RNA, 893 nt
Organism: Gastrolobium bilobum
Lineage: Eukaryota; Viridiplantae; Streptophyta; Magnoliopsida; Fabales; Fabaceae
Exons: 4
Coding region: 43-651 (202 amino acids)
Source: RefSeq, a predicted model, not a curated record
UAAGAAAAGAAGCUUAAGCGAAGUGAAAAAUCGCAGGGAUUGAUGGAAGAAGAUUUAGAUUUUGAGAAGAAGGUUUCGAUAAAGGACACGAUGGAGGUUGAUCCAACCAAAAUCGUUGCUUUGCUUCGCGGUUUCCUUGGAAUUCAGCAACGCAGAGCCCAAGCCUAUUCCAAGCUCAAAAGGGGUUUUUCUGACUACAUGACUUCUGGAGGGGAAUUGGCUUACCAGAAGCUUUGCAGUGAAGUCACAAUAGAGUUUAAUGAUUGCUCAAAAAAAGUCCUUGAAAUGGAGUCACUAUUUCGGAGCCCUGACUACUGCCGAGUCGAUCUAGCACAGCUCCUUAGAGCUGUUCAAGAUCAGGAAAAGCAGAAACUGCAUCUGACAGCUACCAUUCAGAUGUUAAAGAAAGCCGGCCGCCCAUCCGAACGCCUGGUGAGCCAUGAGAAUUGCAAAUAUACAAAGUUAACAGAGCAUGAAUGUGUUCAUGUUCAGGAGAUUACUGAGGCUUCUGGAACUGAAGAGGCCGAAGCUGAUGCUGAGUAUGAUAAUGCUUUCAAGGAAGCUAUUAGAGGUGUCCAGGAUGCUGUCAUGGCCAUAAAUGAACAUCUAGAAGAAGUCAGAUAUGAAAUUGCUGCCCUUGAAGCUGAGUGAUUCUUUGCUAGUUCAUUUAUUAAAAUGUUAAUGUCUGAGAUUCACAUUCAAGCUUAAUCAUUUGCCUGUGAAUGGAUAGGUAGAGUCUAGAGACGCUUAGUGCUAACAAAUAUUGCUAUGUAAAUAGACAGCCUAAAAUGAAGUUCAUGAAUUUUGUUCUGUCAUCAACAAUUUGUAAUAAUUACUAAAAUGGGAAAAAAUUCAAGCGUUAUUAUUAAAAUACCUUGUUUAAACUUUGGUAC